AUGGCUUCAAACUCGUUUCUCAAAAACUUCUCACUAGAGAACAAAACAGCCUUAGUUACAGGAGGCACAGGAGGAAUUGGCCUUGGAUUAUGUCAGGCUUUGGCAGAAUCCGGAGCGGAUAUCGUGUCAUUGCAACUGCCGACGGAACCCACAGAAAACAAAGAGCUCAUCGAGAAGGCUGGAAAGAAAUGUACGAUCAUACACUGUGACUUGUUGAAGGUCGAGGAUCUUGCAAGGAUUGUGGAGGAGGCCUGUGUUGGUCAUAAUCCUGACAUCUUGAUCAAUUGUGCCGGAAUCCAUAAGGCUGGACCGACAAUUGAGUUUCCUCUGGAAGUGACUGAACAAAUCAUACGACUCAAUACUACCGCAAGUAUUGCCACUGCGACCGCGUUCGCAAAAUACUGGAUUCAAAGCCCUGGUGGGUGUUCAGGGAUCAAGAAGAUCGUCAACUUUGCUAGCAUUUCGAGCUUUCAAGGAAAUUUUGAGAAUGUGGCUUAUGCCGCCAGCAAAGGUGCCGUGUUGAAUAUGACUCGAGCCAUGAGUAACGAAUGGGCUCCCCACGGCAUCAUUGUCAAUAGCGUCGCGCCUGGAUACACCAAGAGUCGGAUGACGGAGAAUAUCUACGACAAUCAGGAAUUCAAUGCGAAACUAUUCAAGGGCAUUCCGGCUAGGAGGUGGGGAGAAGCCAAAGACCUCGCUGCGGCAUGUGUUUACUUGUCCAGCCCUGCGAGCGAUUACGUUACUGGUCAUUGUCUGGUGGUGGAUGGUGGUAUUCUCGGCGGCCCACCCAUCGUACCUAGAAAUCAAACCUAG
Messenger RNA from Exophiala mesophila, 813 nucleotides. RefSeq lists its product as uncharacterized. Bases 1 to 813 code for a protein of 270 amino acids. Lineage: Eukaryota; Fungi; Ascomycota; Eurotiomycetes; Chaetothyriales; Herpotrichiellaceae. Gene Ontology annotation, molecular function: oxidoreductase activity, acting on the CH-OH group of donors, NAD or NADP as acceptor. The record is from RefSeq and is a predicted model, not a curated record. The transcript has 5 exons.